AUGGAGAAUUCCACAUCUGUUCCUGGGAAUGUUACCCUGAUGUUCUCUCAUAAGGUUGAUGAUGUUGCCCAAAUUCUUUUCGUGAUUGUUUCCCUUUUGUGUUUCACCAUAUUCUUCUAUUUUAUUGCCAUUAUGCUGAAGGUCUUCUUCUCAACUCCUCAUAUGCAGGAGGAUCCUCGAUACAUCCUCUUUGUUCAUAUGCUCAUCAAUGACACAUUGUAUAUCUUUUUCGCAAAUUUCCUUGUUGUGUCCAAUAUGUAUUCAGUAUACUUCCCUAUAAUAUUCUGUUUCGUUUUUAGUACCUUGGGCGGCUGUGUCUUUCUAUUGACCCCAUACAACCUGGCCCUCAUGUCUCUAGAACGUUACAUAGCCAUAUGUUUCCCAUUGAGACACUUACAGUUUUGUACACCAAGGAGAGCAAAAUAUGCAAUUGCUGUAAUCUGGAUCAUAGGGUUGUCUCUAUGUCUUGUAAACUUCAUUAUAGCAAUGUGCUUAGCAGACAGAACCUUAUAUUCUCUUUAUGUGUUGUGUGAUAGUCCAAUGCUGAGGAUAAGCCCCGUAAUAGGCCAGAUUGGCACCUUCAUCAAUAUUUUCAGCUUCACCAUGGUGGCCUUGAUCAUUGUAUUUACCUACAUUAAUGUCAUGUUGGUUGCCAGGAGGGUCGGAUCUAGUCGUUCUUCAGCCCUUAAAGCUGGUAAAACUGUGAUGCUCCAUGCCUUCCAACUCUUAUUAUGUCUGGUCGCCUUCAUCUCCACUGUAACUGAGAUCUAUGUAAUGAAUUACACGUACCUGUUAAUAUUUACAAACUACGUUUUGUUCACAUGUGUGCCCAGAUUCCUCAGUCCCCUGAUCUAUGGAGUAAGAGAUGAAGUUUUUCAAAAACAUAUAAGAAAUUAUUCCACAAUAACUCAUGUCUGUCGUCCACAAUGA
Messenger RNA from Bufo bufo (common toad), 930 nucleotides. Its product is annotated as odorant receptor 131-2-like. The record is from RefSeq and is a predicted model, not a curated record. Gene Ontology annotation, biological process: G protein-coupled receptor signaling pathway. Gene Ontology annotation, cellular component: membrane. NCBI's taxonomy places the organism in Eukaryota, Metazoa, Chordata, Amphibia, Anura, Bufonidae. Gene Ontology annotation, molecular function: G protein-coupled receptor activity. The coding region runs from base 1 to 930 and encodes 309 amino acids. The transcript has a single exon.